This is a messenger RNA of Miscanthus lutarioriparius, 1803 nucleotides long. NCBI's taxonomy places the organism in Eukaryota, Viridiplantae, Streptophyta, Magnoliopsida, Poales, Poaceae. The record is from the annotation of a GenBank genome assembly.
AUGGAUGCGGCGGUGGCGGCGGCGGCGGAGGCGAGGGAGCGGCUGCGGGCGAGCUUCGCGUCGGGGAGGACGCGGCCGGCGGCGUGGCGGGAGGCGCAGCUGCGCGGCCUGCUGCGGAUGGCGGCGGAGAUGGAGGACGACAUCUGUGCCGCGCUCCGCGCCGACCUCGCCAAGCCCCAAACCGAAUCCUACGUCCACGAGAUAUCGCUGGUCACCACCUCCUGCAAGUUUGCUCUCAAGAAUCUCAAGAAAUGGAUGAAGCCCCAAAAGGUCCCCAGCCGGCUGCUGACGUUCCCGUCGACGGCGCGGGUCGCGGCGGAGCCCCUCGGCGUGGUGCUCGUCGUCUCCGCCUGGAACUACCCCUUUUUGCUGGCCAUCGACCCGGUGGUCGGGGCCAUCGCCGCCGGCAACGCGGUGGUGCUGAAGCCGUCGGAGGUGGCGCCGGCCACGUCGUCGCUGCUCGCCGACCUGCUCCCGCGGUACGUGGACGCCUCCUGCGUCAGGGUCGUCCAGGGCGGCAUCCCGGAGACCACCGCGCUCCUGGAGCUCAAGUGGGACAAGAUCUUCUACACAGGCAACAGCAAAGUGGGACGUAUUGUCAUGUCCUACGCUGCCAAGCAUCUGACUCCCGUCGUCUUGGAACUCGGCGGGAAAUGCCCCGUCGUUGUCGACUCCAACGUCAAUCUCCACGUUGCUGCCAAGAGGAUCGCUGCGGGCAAGUGGGGCUGCAACAGCGGCCAAGCCUGCAUCUCUCCGGAUUACAUCGUCACCACCAAAUCAUUUGCACCAAAGCUGCUGGAGUCCCUGAAGAAAGUGCUGGGCAAGUUCUACGGCCAGGACCCGCUGCGGUCGCCGGAUCUGUCGCGCAUCGUCAACUCCAACCAUUUCAACAGGCUGAGGGGGCUCAUGGACGACGAGACGGUCGCCGGCAAGAUCGCCUUCGGUGGCCAGAGCGACGAGCAGCAGCUAAGGAUCGCCCCUACACUGCUGCUGGAUGUCCCGCUUGAUUCAGCGAUCAUGAAGGAGGAGAUUUUUGGGCCCCUGCUUCCCAUAAUCACGGUUGACAACAUCGGUCAGAGCUUUGCCGUGAUCAACUCCAUGACCAAGCCACUGGCAGCUUACCUCUUCACCAACGACAGCCGGCUCAAACGACAAUUCGAGAGGAACAUCUCAGCGGGAGGGAUGAUAUUCAACGACACCGGCAUCCACCUGACAAAUCCACACCUGCCAUUCGGAGGAGUCGGGGAGAGCGGCAUGGGCGCGUACCACGGCGCCUUCAGCUUCGACGCCUUCACUCACAGGAAGGCCGUCCUGGACCGCAGCAGCUUCCUCGGCGAGGCCAGGGCCAGGUACCCGCCCUACACGCCGGCGAAGCUCAGCAUCCUCAGGGGCGUGCUCAAGGGCAACCCGAUGGCCAUGGCCGUGCGGGGUGCUGCGGGCUGCGGUAGGCUGCUCGGCGGCGCGCCCACCGCUGGAUCUGGCCGGGGAGCUGCCGACGCGGACGCGGCGCGCGGCAGAGGCGACGCUCAGCUGGAGAUCGAGGGCAGCGCGGCGCGGCGGGAGGCCGUGGACGGCGCAACUGUGUUGACGGGGCCGGAUCUGGUGGUGGCCCUGCCGGCCGGCAGGGCUGCUGGCGGCUCCGGGGUUCGAGGGCCGGAUGUGCGGCACUCUGACAUCGGCAAAGCUGCGCAGCAGGCGAGGAAGGUCCGUGUUGGUGGCCGUGCGAGGUUGCGGCGACUGCAACGGCCCAUGGUGGUGUGUGAGGUCGGAGGUUUCACUGGCAUCUGCGCGUGUGGGGACUGA